GCCUCCCCUCUUUUCGCCUCGCUUUCUGUCGUUGUGUUCUUCUCGUGCGUUGCGUCAUCUCCGCCAUCGCCAUCGCCGCUACAAGGCCUGUGCUCCCCUCCCUCUCCCGUGCGUUGGAACACCCAUGAGGAAUGCAAGAGAUGAUACCAUGAAGAUGGGUAUUGUGGACAAUUAUCUUUGUGCAAUUUGUGAUGACGGCGGUUUCUUGAUACGUUGUGAUGGUGAAUGUGGAAGGCUGUUCCAUCCAAACAGUUCCCAUGGUCAACAUUCUAGUUGCAGAGGUCUUGAACUGAAGGAUGACCAAUUGAAAUCGAAAUCGUUCAACUUUAUAUGCAAGAACUGUGAGUAUAAGAAGCACCAAUGCUUUGUCUGUGGGGAGUUGGGAUCCUCCGAGAUGCCUCCAGGUUCGCCAGAGGAGGUCCUUAAGUGUCAGAAGAAGUAUUGUGGGCGCUUUUACCAUCCUAAAUGCCUUUCGAAGUACGAUCCUACUAAAAAUCGCCAGGACUUCGAAUGCCCUUUGCAUGAAUGUCAUUCAUGCAAGAAUAAGGGAGAAACAGUAAUAACUAGCGAACAGACAGAAAAGAAGAAGGAAACAUACCUGGUACAAUGCAGGCGUUGUCCAGUGGCAUACCACCGGAAGUGCCUGCCAAGGGAUAUCUCCAAUGUUGCCGACGGUGAAGUCGCACGAACAUUCAAGAUUGGGAUGCCAAAAGGCCCAAGACGAGCUCCUUCAAAAAAAAGAGGCCCAAGACGUUGGUUUUUCUAUUGUAGGAAGCAUGAGAUGGUGGGAGAACUCAACAGCGCAACACGGGAUCAUCUGAAAAUUCCUGAAAGCCCUGUUGUGUUCAUGUCUGAUCUGAAUGAGAAACUUCCUGAAGAAACUGAAGCACCUGAGCCUAACGCGAGUACCAGCACUGCUCCCAUGGAGUCCUCUGCAUCUCGGCCUUCACUCCCAUGUCAGCAGCCAGAAGGCUACGGUGGCUGGCUGGAUGACUGAUCCUUCAUUACCUCCCCGUGUUCGUGUUCUGGAGAACGGUGCGCGGUUCUGUGUCGAUGAGAAUUCUCAGAAUAAUGAAAACUGCUGAAGUGUUUGGCACCAUAACUGGUAACGUUGUUUGCUGUCUGCUGCGUCAUCUGCUGAUGUUAGUCAGUGGUGGGUUGUGACUGGUCACCGUAUCAACAAUGAACAAUCUGGAUAUCAUGACAUUGGUUUCUUUGCUUAUAUUUUGUUUAUUUGGACCGAGACUUGAAUUCGUUGUCAGCUUUCAGUAGA
Sorghum bicolor (sorghum) is the source of this 1273-nucleotide messenger RNA. RefSeq names its product protein ENHANCED DOWNY MILDEW 2. The record is from RefSeq and is a predicted model, not a curated record. The transcript is spliced from 8 exons. The coding region runs from base 125 to 997 and encodes 290 amino acids. Lineage: Eukaryota; Viridiplantae; Streptophyta; Magnoliopsida; Poales; Poaceae.